UCAAAACAACAUGGCGGCGCUCUGUGACUGAGUUGAUAUUUUUUGUGAUAACGCUUCAACGUAUUAAACUUUUUCAUUCGCAGAUUAAAACAACGAAAAUAUGGACACUACUAUAGAGGAAGAACCGGAGCCAAUAAAGCUCAAGUCCAUCAAGAACAAUAAAACUUUCACAGUGCCUCAAAAUGACAGGUUUGGAAGUUGCCGGAGUGUCAGAGAGUUUGAGAAGCUCAACCGCAUAGGAGAAGGAACUUAUGGAAUUGUGUACAGAGCCCGAGACACCAAAUCAGAUGAGAUUGUAGCACUGAAGAAAGUCAGAAUGGACAAAGAAAAAGAUGGGAUCCCCAUUAGCAGCCUGAGAGAGAUCAACCUGCUGCUUAGGCUCAGACAUCCCAACAUAGUGGAGCUUAAAGAAGUGGUCGUUGGAAGCCAACUACAGAGUCUGUUCCUAGUGAUGAGCUACUGCGAACAGGAUUUGGCCAGUCUGCUGGAAAACAUGCAGACGCCGUUCUCUGAGGCUCAGGUCAAGUGUAUUGUCCUUCAGCUGCUCAGAGGUUUGGAGUAUCUCCACCACAACUUCAUCAUACAUAGGGACCUGAAGGUGUCUAAUCUGCUGAUGACAGACAAAGGCUGCGUGAAGAUCGCUGACUUUGGAUUGGCCCGGAUGUAUGGUAUCCCCCAGCAGCCCAUGACGCCUCGAGUGGUCACACUGUGGUACAGAGCCCCAGAGCUCCUCCUAGGGACCAAAACUCAAACUACAGCUCUGGACAUGUGGGCUGUUGGCUGCAUCCUGGCUGAGCUGCUGGCUCAUAAACCUCUGCUGCCUGGAACCUCUGAGAUCCAGCAGGUCGACCUGAUCGUCCAGCUGCUGGGGACGCCCAAUGAAAACAUCUGGCCGGGUUUCUCCCAGCUGCCUCUAAUCGGCCAGUACAGUCUGAGGAAACAGCCGUACAACAACCUGAAGAACAAAUUCACUUGGUUAUCUGAUGCAGGACACAGACUGCUCAACCUGCUCUUCAUGUACAACCCACAGCGAAGAGCUACAGCCAAAGACUGUCUGGAGAGUUCCUACUUCAAAGAAAAACCUCUGCCCUGUGAACCUGAGCUGAUGCCAACCUUCCCUCACCAUCGCAACAAGAGGGCCACUGCUGCUCCUGCAGAGAGCCACUCCAAACGGAGCAAAGUGUGACAGAGACACUGAGACACUGGACUCAAACCUGCAGCUGCAGUCCAAGGAUGAAUGUUGGAUCUGUUGACUCUUCAUGCUUGGAACAUGAGUUUACUCGUGAAGGUUUUACUUUGGUACUUGGAUGUAAACCAGCUGGACUCUGUUGAUGCCAACAAACUCUGGCACAAAUCGCUGGACUGUGUACAUAGAACUCUGCACGGUCAGUACAUCGCCUCAGAGAUGGUGUGAUCAAUAUGAAGGCUGUAAACACUGAUCUCUGAUCUCUGGGGACUGAGCUAAUUUGGUUGAGUUUUGAUCACAGCUGAACUGGCUCUGUUUAAAGACGUCAGUCUGUCAGGAGAAAACAGGACUGAAGUGGAAGAAAGUGCCUGUAUAGCUCUAAAAGUCAGGGGUGUAUUAAAAGAAUUGCAAACCUUUUUAAGAAAAUAUCUGGUACAUGCUGUCCCCUCCAUCAUAAGCAUGGGUCUAUGGGGAGUGUCUGUCAGAUCCUGAAACUGUUUUUACUCAUUUUUGGCAGUUGAAGUAGUUUCCAUUUAACUUUUCACUGAAAAGUGCGAAAGUUAGUCUGUUAUCUAAAUCACCAGUCCAAAGAAAAGUUGACUUGCAGAUUGUUACUGUCAUUCUUUUGCUUUUCACUGCAUCACUUUUUAAAGGGAAAUGCUGGAGCAAAUGCUGUUAAAACAAUGGAUGACAUGCUUGUUUCUCUUGUCAGAUUUCUUCCCUCUUCUUUUAUCUGGAGGUUUUACCAGGACCCAAAUAAUUCAUAGUUUGAUUCAGUACGAUAUGAAGCAGCUGGGUCUAGUGUGAGUGCAUGCUAACAGUCUGUUAAGAAUCUGUGCUCUUUGUGAUGCCACAAUAAGAGGAAUUAUAAACAUAACUGCCCCAGCUGUACUCACAUGAGCUCACCCCACAAAACAGGAGGAGCUUAUUUGCAUUUAAAGAGAUACCCACCAAAGCAGUGUUGAGAGCUGGUUUAGACAGGUUCAAAAGCCUCAGCUGGUGCUUGAUUCAUGUUGUACUUCGACUUCAGCACAGAUGUUUUUAGGUCAGUGGUUCUCAACUGGUGAGUCGGGACCCAAAUGUGGUUCGUGUUUCCCUUUUCAGUGGAUCGUGAAUGUGUGCCCUAGGGGAAAAAAAUGCAACAAAAAGUCCCUGACACUCUAACCUUAUAAUCUGAAAAGUUGAACUAUUUAAAAGGCCUCGGCUUGAACAUUUGACAUGAACUGCAAAACAUAUUAGGUCAUAAAAACAUUGAUGGGUUUCUUUUGGUUGGUUUGUGUUGAAUUGUUGCUGUCAGUAUGGU
Molecule: messenger RNA, 2489 nt
Organism: Cheilinus undulatus (humphead wrasse)
Lineage: Eukaryota; Metazoa; Chordata; Actinopteri; Labriformes; Labridae
Gene: cdk10
Product: cyclin-dependent kinase 10
Exons: 13
Coding region: 101-1186 (361 amino acids)
Biological process (GO): regulation of mitotic cell cycle; protein phosphorylation
Cellular component (GO): nucleus
Molecular function (GO): ATP binding; cyclin-dependent protein serine/threonine kinase activity
Source: RefSeq, a predicted model, not a curated record